Molecule: messenger RNA, 2629 nt
Organism: Myotis davidii
Lineage: Eukaryota; Metazoa; Chordata; Mammalia; Chiroptera; Vespertilionidae
Gene: TIGD4
Product: tigger transposable element derived 4
Exons: 2
Coding region: 990-2528 (512 amino acids)
Cellular component (GO): nucleus
Molecular function (GO): DNA binding
Source: RefSeq, a predicted model, not a curated record
CUGUGCAUCUGACAAAUGCACCAAAUUGAUACAAAAAUUAGUAGAUACUUUUAAUUGAUACAUUUAGAUAGAAUAAGAUUUAGAUUUUAAAACUAUGUAAUGAAUUCACUUGAAUGGAUUUUUAGUGAAGCAUUUUCUACCAGAUUCCCAUAAAGGAGACACUGUCUCUCAUGUGCUAUUAAAAGUUGGACCUUGUGACUACUGUCUGACUAUGUUUUUCUUUUGGAGAAGUCAGAGGGGGCAGUCUGACUUCAUGUAAAAAAUAGCCACCAAAGAUAUAUCCAACAUCAUUUUUAGUUCUUUAAUUUCGGUCAGCCCACAUUUUCAAAACAGAUUAAAUUUGUCUGGUUUAUUUCAGAAGUAUAUAUUACAAAGCAUUCAAAGGCAAGUGAAAAUUCAAAUGCACAGAGCAGAGCUAGAGAGCUUUCUACAGAGGCUCUUCAGAAGAGACAGAAGGCAUACUGUCAAGCCCUAAGGAUUCUACCGUUUCCAUCUCUACCCUGAAGAGACUUGGAAAUUAAUGGGUAACAUUUUGCAUGAAAAUUUCUAAAUGCUAUUUGCUCUUAUCUCUGAGGCCUUCUGUGGAGAAGUAAUAGGAGGUUGAAUGAGCAAAUGGAUAAAGUGAACCGUCUUAAAGGAUUGAAGUUCCAAAAAUAUAUCAGCAGGACUGGACAGGUUUGAGAUAAUGAGAUUUCUAUUUUAGCUUGACUUCUGAAACUCUGAAUAAACUAUAAACUGAGCUACACAAGGUCCUGGGAAGGAAGUUUUUCUUCUAAACUAUUCUAGUUACAUAUAACAUUUUUCUUACUUAGAUCCUUUGAAAAAAUAUAUAUUUAGUCAUCAAUAGGAAUAAGACUAUUAUACACGUACCAACUUGUAAUGUAUGAAGUGGGAGAGAAAGUAGCAAAUUGUGUCAUACAGGAAAAGACAUUUAAUUAAAGAAACGGACACCAGGAAGAGGAGAAAUCUCUAUAUAAGUGCUGGUUGAGAUGGCAGAAGCUUCUGCAGAUGCCUCAACUCUCCCCGUAACAGUGAAAAAGAAGAAAAGUUUAUCCAUUGAAGAAAAGAUCGACAUCAUAAACGCAGUAGAAAGUGGCAAGAAAAAAGCAGAGAUUGCAGCCGAAUAUGGAAUAAAGAAAAAUUCAUUGUCCUCUAUUAUGAAGAAUAAAGACAAAGUUCUAGAAGCCUUUGAAUCUCUGAGAUUUGAUCCAAAGAGAAAAAGACUGAGAACUGCUUUCUACACAGAUCUGGAAGAGGCAUUAAUGAGGUGGUAUCGAAUUGCUCAGUGUCUAAAUGUACCAGUUAAUGGUCCAAUGUUGCGUCUAAAAGCAAAUGAUUUUGCCCAGAAACUGGGACAUAAUGAUUUUAAGUGUAGUAAUGGUUGGCUGGAUCGCUUUAAAUCCAGGUAUGGUUUAGUAUUCAGAGCUCAACCUGUAGAAGCUACAGGUGUAUCAGUAGACCCUUCAGCGGUGUGGCACCAAAAUGUACUUCCUUAUUAUUUAAAUGAUUAUCAUCCUAAAAAUGUUUUCAAUAUAAAAGAGACUGGACUGCUUUAUCGAAUGUUACCUACAAAUACAUUUGCAUUUAAAGGAGAAACGUGCUCAAUUGGAAAGUUAUGCAAAGACAGAUUAACGCUGAUGGUUGGGACAAACAUGGAUGGCUCCGAAAAACUUCCUUUGCUUAUCAUUGGGAAAAACAGAAAUCCACAUUGUUUCAAAGGAAUAAAAUCAUUGCCUGUGUGUUACGAAGCUAACAGAAUGGCAUGGAUGACCUCAGAUAUAUUUGAACAGUGGAUGCUGAAGCUUGAUGAGAAAUUUCAAGCCCAGCAACGAAGAGUGGUGAUUUUUGUUGAUUCUCUUCCUGCACACCCAGAGGUGAAGAACCUGAAGUCCAUUGAGUUAGCGUUUUUCCCGUCAUGUUUGUCUCCCAAAUUUAUAGCUAUGAAACAAGGUGUUAUUAAAAGCCUUAAAAUCAAAUAUCGACAUUGUCUGAUCAAGAAAUUUUUAAGUUCUGUUGAAGGCAGCAAAGAAUUUACAUUUUCCCUACUAGAUGCAGUUGACACAUUGCAUCUCUGUUGGAGGGCUGUAACCCCAGAGACUAUUGCUAAGAGCUAUGAAGAGGCGGGAUUCAAAUCUCAACAGGGAGACAGCGACAAGACAAAUACAGAGUCCAACGCUGGUCUUGAUUUGGUUGCCCACGCCCAAGCAGCAGGAGUAGAGUUUCCAGAAGGUUUAUCUAUAGAAGAGUAUGCUGCCCUGGACGAUGACUUGGAGACAUGUGAAGCAGCGCCAAGUGGUGAUACGGUCUGGACCAAAGAAAGUAAAUCAGAUGAAACUGGAUUUUAUACUUCUGAUGAAGAGGAUGAUGGUGGGUCUGUGGGAACUGAACUUCCCUUACCCUCAAAAAAUGAGGCAAUAACUGCUUUAGCUACUCUUAAAAACUUUCUUAGAAGUCAAGAUAUGAAUGACGGGCUUCAUAAUUCUUUAGCAGACCUUGAAAUUUUUAUUAACUCUUUAUCACUUAAGUAAUUAAUUAUUUUAUAACAACUGAAGACUAAUACCUUUUCCUGAGAUAUUUUUCUGUAUGAGGUAUGUAAAGGGAAAAUACCACAAACACAGAAAAUGAAAAA